Messenger RNA from Aaosphaeria arxii CBS 175.79, 2625 nucleotides. RefSeq lists its product as uncharacterized. Lineage: Eukaryota; Fungi; Ascomycota; Dothideomycetes; Pleosporales. Gene Ontology annotation, molecular function: protein binding. The transcript has 2 exons. The record is from RefSeq and is a predicted model, not a curated record. The coding region runs from base 114 to 2363 and encodes 749 amino acids. Gene Ontology annotation, cellular component: cytoplasm.
UUUGGGGAUCGUGAGACCCGACCAAAAGAACUUGUGGACAUACCAAUAUCUCUAUCCCCCCAUCCCUAUCCCAGGGUGCGGCAGGUGCUCACUGAGCACCCAUAUCGUAGUCAAUGACGGCCGUCGCUCCUCCUCCGAACUUCCAAAAUAUAUCCCGCCAAGGAUGGAGUGGUGGGUCUACUAACGGCGUUGCGAAUGGGACCACGCCGAUGACCGAAGACUACAGGAUGUUUAUGCCUCGCAAAAGCAUCCAACGCGCCAACUCCUCCUCGUCACUAUCAUCCAACGCAUCUUCCACAUCCACCAUCUCCACCUCAUCGUCCCAGACAAACGGCGUUGGCUCCACACCCGCCGGCGAAGGAUCCACCCUAGCUGCUCGCAAAAAGGCUCCUCGGGGGCUAUGGCCGCCUUCGAAAACAGAACCCAUCUCUGGUAUAUCAACGGCAGGGCCACAAAGCAUCGCUUCUGCUGGCCCUAGACCAUCGGCUGCAUCCGCCAUGACGGCGCUCCAGUCUCCUUCGGCGAUGCUUCCCUCGCAGCACAAUGGCAACGUCCAGGGCCCCCAAAAUGGUGCACAGCGGCCGCAAUCUCAGGAGGGCGGUACUGCCAUCCUUCACCUGAUCCCCAUGAACGGCACAUUCGAGCGCAAGACUAUCACUGUGCCCUUCUUUCCCGAUGUCCUCCGCAUCGGCCGACAGACCAACAACAAAACGAUACCCACGCCGCUCAACGGAUUCUUCGAUUCAAAAGUUUUAUCUCGAUCGCACGCGGAGAUCUGGGCCGAUCGUAAUGGGAAGAUCUGGAUUCGAGAUGUCAAGUCGUCCAACGGGACUUUCGUCAACGCCCAGAGACUGUCGCAGGAGAACCGAGACUCAGACCCGCAUGAACUCCGCGAACAAGACAUGCUAGAGCUGGGUAUCGAUAUCGUGAGUGAAGAUCAAAAGACCAUCGUCCAUCACAAGGUUGCUGCGCGUGUGGAACAUGCUGGUAUUUACUCGAACAACGGGGGCAACAUCAUGGACAUGAAUUUCGGCGAGCUUGAGAAUCAGCAGAUGAACCUCAUGGGCGCUGGCGGUCAACAACCGAUGGGCAAUCCUCGUGGUCGCACCCCUAGUCAAGGAUCAAUCAACGGCAACAGGAUGCAGGGCCCUGGCGCUGCUAUGGGAAACAGUGUUGGCAUGCAACCGCCAAGGCACCCCAGCUUUUGGCUUCAGCCCAUCACCAUGGAGCAAGUCGUCAAGAAGCUUAACGCCGAGAUAAAAGUAGCAAGGCAGCAGUCACAAGAGCUCCAGCAGACCCAUCAUUACAUUCACUCCAUCCUGUCUGCCGACCCUAAGAAAGAUCAGUCAAAGCCAACUACCAACAACCACAUCAAGGUGUCUCCCAUCAAAGACAUCAAGGCAAGGUUCUCUGAGCCUCCUGCACCCCCACCGCAGCAACCUUUGCCUGAAAAGCCUGAUGCCCACCAGCCUUCUCUACGCAGGUCCGACACCGAGAGGCCCAAGCUCAAUGGGUCUCCAGUGCGUUCUGACGCACAAAUCACAACAUUAGCCGAAGCUUUGUCGUCAGCGAAGAAGGAACUCGAAUCUCAAAGUGCUCAACUGAAGACUCUGGAGGCUCUGCUCACCGAGGAACGUCGCGCAAGGGAGGAUGCUGAAGAGCGUGCAAAGCGUUUCGAGCGAGACGCUUCUAGAGAUUCUGAGUUGUCGGGACCUACAUUGGUCAACGGAGAUGAUGAAGCUUCCCAGAAUGCACCCAAAGAGAAUUUAAACGAGUCUCCGUCAGACGAGGAUGCUGCGCCCGCUCAUGCCGAUACAGCAUCAGAUCGCCUGCAGCAACGCCUUGAUUCCAUGAUGUCUGAAAUGAACGACAUGAAGCUGCAAAUCGAGACUUAUCGACUACGAGCCGAAACGGCAGAAGCUGAAAGUGCAACGCACCGUAAGACACUUGCAGAAAUGAUCGAAAAGAUCAGGGCGGAUGAUGCAAAGAACGCCAGCAACGCUUCGAAACGACGAAACCAGGCCGAGCUCGACAGUGCGAGAUCAAUCUCUAGCGAUGACGCGGGACAAAACGGAGAGGAAUACUCUGAACAAGGCGAAAUCAUGAUUAUGAAUGAGCCAGAGCGGGAGGCCGAAGACACAGAGUCGGCGCUACGAAAAAUCGUGGCUCAAAACGGACACACCGUGAGCCCUGCAGAUGCAGCAGCUCUGUCCAAGGCCACACAGGAGUUGGUCACACGAUCACAAAAUCGAAGUGACACGGCCCUCUCCCACGGAGCUCCUGCAAUGUCAAUACUUACUGUUGUUGCUCUUGGGGUCGCAGUCAUGGCCUGGUUGAACUCUGUUCCCAAGGUCGAGAGAUGAAAGCAUGCAUAGUAACGAUCUGUCCACUACAGCCAGGCUGGACAUCGCCGCUUCUGGGGAAGAUUUCAGUCUGGGGAAGCACCGAGAUUCAGUGCUUGAGCCACAAUAGUUGCAGUUGAGCUGUAGCAGGUGGCUGUUUGGAUGUAUGCAAAACAGCGUUUGAGCCGAACUGUAUACGAAAAGGUUCUUAUUGGAACGAACGCAAUCAUGGCCCUCUGCAAUAGACACCUUCACGAACACACCUGCAUUACGGACUCCAGCG